AUGGAACUUCACACAGCACGCAGGGAUGACCCUUCCCCUUAUUGUCACUCACAAUCCCUGGCUUGUUUACUAGACCCCUUCUUUGCUUCACAUGAGUGGCCAGAGGUUAUGUUCUGCAGGAUGCUGAAAGACGAGUCAGCAAAGAUCACCUACAUGGAAAGUACAUGGUUUGCACCAGGCUUUGCCUGGAACACGGAGUUCCUGGAAACAGCAUACAUCUUCCUCCCCGAUGUUGAAAGAUUCCAGGAACCUCAUCUCUCACCUACCGAGAACGCAGCGACCUUCUGCACUUCAUACCUUGCAAGAAUAAACGACCUACUGCACCGCCCUCAUGUCAUGGUUCACGACAGAGGCUUCUAUGAUUCUACAUCAAAUGAUGCCUCCUACCUAUCCCACGACUCAGUCUGA
Laccaria bicolor S238N-H82 is the source of this 408-nucleotide messenger RNA. RefSeq lists its product as uncharacterized. The coding region runs from base 1 to 408 and encodes 135 amino acids. The transcript is spliced from 3 exons. Lineage: Eukaryota; Fungi; Basidiomycota; Agaricomycetes; Agaricales; Hydnangiaceae. The record is from RefSeq and is a predicted model, not a curated record.